UUCAAUAAUACUCCAAUAGUUACUGCUAUGAGUCUACGGCUAUCAUCAUAGAAAUUUUAAGUUGCCACCCGAGUCAAGUCUUUCUGGAUCGGCCAUUUGGAAAAAAACACCGAACAGAACAAUAAAGUCCUUCACAGGAGUGGUGUUUAAGUGUACCUCAAGUCUUCCACUAUGCAAUCAAUAGUGUAUUGGGUAUAUGCUUCAAGGUAAUGGAGUAAAUUGUUGUUUGCACUAAUAUUUUUAAUUUAGUGUUAUUAUGAUAUUGUCCGUUUUCAAUUGAAUCAAUGAAAAAUCAUAAAUUCAUGAAUUAUUUAUUUGUUUUGGGCUAGUUGAUAAAAAGGUCACACGAUACCUAUCAUUUUCAUAUGCUAUGUUAGAUUCGAUUAAUACCAAUCAGUUACCUUAAUACUGUAAUAAUAUUUUUUUGAUAAUACAUCAGUUUUGAAAAAUACUUGGGGAUCCUUAAUUUUAAAGGGUUCUGGUCCCCGGCAAGUGACAGCUAGUAUCCAACAUUCAAUUUUUUCAGUGUUAGAAUGACUGGGAUUAGAAGUUGGAUUUGCCACGUCUAGCGGUUUUUAAGCAGUAGACGCUACAUGUCUGGCGGUUAAAAAAUCUCUAACCGUCUAAUGCUUUUUAACCGCUAGACAUGUAGCAUCUAUCACUUAAAAAUUGCUAGACGUGUAAAAUCUGAGCAGUCACUUGUUGAGGACCAGCACCCAAUUUUAAAUAUAUCACAAGAUGCUAAACAAACUCAAGCAUGCCGCGUAAAGUAGACGGUAGUGGACUUUGUGAAACAACUUAUGCACAUCAAUGUUUAUGUACCUAUCAAUUUACCUGGCUAUAAAUAACAAUCAUCACUGCAUUAGGCCUUUCUAUCAAACCAAACAAAAACCAUGGCAAAGCAUCUAUCUCUUGAGUCCUCCAUUUUGCUGCUUAUAGUUGCAUUUCUCUUCUUCUAUGCAUUUCCUGCAUCAGCAGCUUCUGUAGAAGCUACUUCUCUUCUUGAAUGGAAAGCCACUCUACAAACCCGAAACAAUUCAGCAUUAAGUACAUGGACUCUUUCUUCCGCUAAAACUUCUCCAUGCUCUGCCUGGUAUGGAGUUUCAUGCAACAGUUUUGGAAGUGUAACUCGCUUGAAUCUCACUGUUUCAAAUGUGCAUGGAACACUCUACCGCUUCCCCUUCUCCUCUCUUCCGAAUCUCACACACAUGGAUUUUGCAGUAAAUAAAUUUUAUGGCAACAUUCCAUCACAAAUAGGUGGCCUUUCCAAGCUAAUUUAUCUUGAUUUGUCAAUCAAUCAAUUUUCUGGGAAAAUUCCACAGGAAAUUGGAAAAUUGACAAAUCUUGAGGUUCUCCACCUAGUUGAGAAUCAGUUGAAUGGCUCGAUUCCUCAAGAGAUGGGAAACUUAAGCUCUCUUGUCGAACUUGCAUUAUACACAAACAAUCUUGAAGGUCCCAUUCCAGCUUCUUUGGGAAGAUUAACCAACUUGAAAAAUCUUUAUCUCUAUGAAAACCAACUGUCAGGUUCAAUCCCUCCUGAAUUCAGUUCUCUUCUCAAUCUUGUCGAGCUUUACAUGGACACCAACCACCUGACUGGUCCAAUUCCAUCCUUUUUCGGAGACUUCACAAACUUAACUUAUUUGCAUCUCUUCAACAAUCAGAUAUCUGGUUCUGUUCCUGCUGAACUAGGAAACUUGAAGUUCCUUGAGAGUCUAAGCCUUUACUCAAAUAAUCUUACUGGCUCAAUCCCCGCGUCAUUAGGUGAUCUUCACUCACUAAGUCUAUUACAUCUCUAUGAUAAUAGACUUUCUGGCCCGAUCCCUAAAGAAUUAGGAAGCUUGCAGUCUAUUAUUGAUCUCGAAUUGAGUGAGAAUAGGCUCAUUGGUUCAAUUCCGGCUUCAUUUGGUAAUCUAAGCAACUUGGAAUACUUCUAUGUUCGCGAGAAUCAACUCUCUGGCCCUAUACCACAAGAGUUGGGAAAUUUGAACUUGAUUGUCUUCGAGAUGGACACAAAUCAAUUAUCUGGAUCUUUGCCAGAAAAGAUUUGUCAUGGUGGGAAACUUAAAAACUUAACAGUGAAUGACAACAUGUUCAAUGGCUCAAUCCCAAGAAGUUUAAAAGAUUGCUCAAGCUUAGUGAGACUCCGCCUUGAUAAUAACCAGCUGGAUGGAAACAUAUCUGAAGCUUUCGGUGUAUAUCCUGACUUGGAUUUCAUAAAUCUCAACAAUAACAAGUUAUAUGGGGAGAUCUCCGAAAACUGGUCAAAGUGCAAGAAAUUAACAACAUUGCUCAUUUCUGGGAACAGUAUUACUGGCAGCAUACCCCCAGAAAUUAGUGAUAUUACUCAUCUGCAAAAGCUUGAUCUCUCAACAAAUCACCUUGUUGGGAAAAUUCCAAGUGAUUUUGGAAAGUUGAGUAAUCUUCUGGAUCUGCGUUUAUCCAACAACCAACUCUCAGGCAAUUUACCUCCAGAACUCGGACUAAUUCCAACACUUGAGUAUCUUGAUCUGUCAAGAAACAGAUUGAACGGCUCAAUUCCAGGAAACUUAGGGAGCUCUCAGCAAUUGCAUUACUUGAACCUCAGCAUCAAUAGUUUGAGCCAGGGAAUCCCCACUGGGAUAGUUAAAUUAUCUCAUCUAUCUACUCUUGAUCUUAGCUAUAACACGCUUACAGGGAAGAUACCAUCACAAAUUAACAGUAUGGAAAGUCUGGAGUUGCUGAACAUUUCCCAUAAUGAACUCUCUGGUUUUCUCCCAAAAGCUUUUGAAAAUAUGCCCGGUCUUUUAGAAAUUGACAUAUCUUUCAAUAAGCUUCAAGGUCCGAUCCCCAUUAGCAAAGCCUUCAUGAAUGCUUCAAUCGUAAGUGUACAAGGGAAUGAUGGUCUUUGUGGCAACAUCACUGGCUUGCAACCUUGCACAAAGCCUUCAUUUGUGAACAGAAACACAUCGAAAAAAGGUCUCAGAACCAUCCUUCUUAUAAUACUCCCUUGUCUUGGAGCAUCUCUACUUCUGUGGACGGCUCUCUGGCUCCUAGUGAUCUAUAUAAGGAAGAAAAGAUCUGCAGAAAUCAAACUAAAUGAUCAGCAAAUUGAAGAGCUGUUCACAGUGUCAAGUUUCAAUGGAAAAGAACUGUAUAAUGAGAUCAUAAUUUCCACGAAGGAAUUUGAUGAUUUUUAUUGCAUUGGUAAGGGUGGAUUUGGAAGUGUUUAUAAAGCAAUACUGCAAUCAGCCGACACUGUUGCAGUAAAGAAGCUUCACCCAUCAUCUGAAGUAGCUGAUCAUUCAGGUUUCAUUAACGAGGUGAAGACAUUGACUGAGAUAAGGCAUCGGAACAUUGUUAAACUUCUAGGAUAUUGUUCACAACCUCCACAUUCUUUCUUGGUUUACGAGUACCUUGAAAAUGGCAGCUUGGAAGCAAUGCUGAGGAAUGAAGUGCAAGCUAAAGAAUUGAACUGGCAAAUGAGGGUAAAUAUUAUCAAAGGUGUGGCUCAUGCAUUGUCUUAUAUGCACCAUGAUUGCUCACCUCCAAUUGUUCAUCGUGACAUUUCAAGCAAGAACAUUCUUCUCAACUCAGAGUAUGAAGCUUGUAUUUCUGAUUUUGGCACUGCUAAAUUGUUGAAGACAGACUCGUCGAAUUGGAGUGCAGUUGCAGGCACAUAUGGAUAUGUUGCACCAGAAUAUGCCUACACAAUGAAGGUAACUGAAAAAUGCGACGUUUAUAGCUUUGGAGUAUUAACAUUAGAAGUGAUCAAAGGAAAGCAUCCGGGUGCUUCUGCAUCACCAUUUACUCCAUCAAGACAGACCAUAGAGCUAAAAGAUUAUGUCGACGACAGAAUUCCACCUCCCUCAGAAGAUAUGGUAGAGGUUCUGCUCCAGAUGAUAAAAGUGGCAAAUGCAUGUUUGCAUUCAAAUCCAAAAGCAAGGCCAACAAUGUAUAUUGUUAGUCAGCUAUUUGAGGCCAAAACAAAUAUCAUCAACAAGCCUUUUAAGUCGGAGACUCAAGUAAAUAGCUGAUUCAGAUUGUAUAUACUUGUUACUUGUUCUCUUUUGCUUCAUUGCCUUGUGUAGUUGUGAGUUAGCACCGGAGAUAUGUAAACAUAAAUGUACCAGGGCGCAAUGUGAUUUUAGUCCUUGCAAGAAAACACAUUCCUAAAAAUUUAUGGUAAAUUGAAGAGGGCAAGGUUGAAAA
Molecule: messenger RNA, 4188 nt
Organism: Daucus carota subsp. sativus
Lineage: Eukaryota; Viridiplantae; Streptophyta; Magnoliopsida; Apiales; Apiaceae
Product: MDIS1-interacting receptor like kinase 2
Exons: 2
Coding region: 894-4013 (1039 amino acids)
Biological process (GO): protein phosphorylation
Molecular function (GO): ATP binding; protein binding; protein kinase activity
Source: RefSeq, a predicted model, not a curated record